Molecule: messenger RNA, 375 nt
Organism: Helicoverpa zea (corn earworm)
Lineage: Eukaryota; Metazoa; Arthropoda; Insecta; Lepidoptera; Noctuidae
Exons: 4
Coding region: 1-375 (124 amino acids)
Source: RefSeq, a predicted model, not a curated record
AUGUGUUAUUUAGUAUGCGGAGGCGGACGCAGCGGUUGCCACGGCGGGUGCAACGACUGGGGCUGUUCCGUCCCGAACCCUUGCCUGUGCUGCAGUCAAUGCCUCGUCAGUUUGCUGUGCAAGUGGCUUUGCACCAUAAUCAUGAUUCUAGGCCUUGGUUUUGGACUAGUUGUUCUAUACGAUAUUAUAGAUCCUGACGGAACCCUUUUUAAAUUUGGCGAAAAUCGAACGUCGCACGACGAAAUACGACAAAGGGUGCACGACAAGCCUCAACUCGGAAAGAUUCCAAUUGAAGAAGAGUUACUGUUACCCAAUGUUACUGUUUCCACCGAAAUUCUUAAAUAUUGGCGAAGACCUCCAACACCAGUGUUUUAA